CCGGCGCUGGACGACUCGUCUCCCGCAAGUCCUCCUUUCGAGAAGCCAGUCGCCCUCGGUUCAUUUGACCGAUGAGGAAUUGUCUCAUUGAAGCAAAUAUACCCCUUUCGAAUCCAAAUUAAUUCCUUUCCCUGCCUGAAGUCAGGGUGCAAUUGGUGCAGUAUGUCCGUCCUCCGCACCAGCCGGACUGCCAGCGUGCAGGUCCGUGGCUUCGCGACUUCACCAAAUCUUCGAGUUGGUCCCGAGUCCCCUCACUUCAUCGACGUCCCUCGAAUCGUUCAGGCUAGCAAUCCCGCCAAGCCUCGCGUCAAGGGUACCCUCCCUGUUCCCCGCGAGCUGUUCCCGGCUCGUCGUACCGACAAGCCUCGCAAAGCAUACCUCGAUGCCGUGACACCUCUUCCCACGACCGAGCGUACCGUCAAUCCGAAAAGUAGCGACCCCGAGAAGCAGGCCUUCAAGCUGAAGAUGGCGGUUUUGCGGCGCAAGAAUCUGCGGGAAGGUCUGCAGACACUGUACAAGCGGAAGCAAGUAGCCGAGGAGACCAUGUUCAACCGAAGUCUCGAAAACCAGAGGCGACGUGAGCGCGUCCUUCAACAACCGGAGCCGGAAGAUGAGCGCUUGACUCGGCCAUCCGUCGUUUCCGCAAUGCAGCCUCAGCCACACACAAUCCUGGCGGACCCUAACCGGGAACAGACUUCGGUCCUUUCGCGUGCGCGGAUGGAGGCUAAGCAGGCCGAGAAAGAUGCGCUGCGCCGUGAUCACCUGCAGUCUCUGUAUAUGAACGCCCGUACCUUCAUCACUACUGAAGAGCAACUUGCCGCUGAGAUCGACCGCGCGUUCCCCGAGGGCGAGAACGAGGCUUGGCGCAACGAUCACCAGCACGGCGAGAAUAUUUGGAACCUGGGCAUGCCGCCUACUGUUCAGUCCAUCGUCAACGAAACUCGGAAGAGCGAGACUGCUCGCUGGGAUGUCACUCAAGACCGGGUCAAGAAGCUGGGCGAGCAGAUUACUGGAGGCAAGCUGUGAUGUGACGUUGUUUGGUAUUUGAGGAGAUCAUGUACAAUAUUUUUUGAGCCACUGCAUUUGUUUUCUGUGCAUUUUACCCUACGUCGGAUGGGAUCUUCAAUAUAACCUCUUAUGAGCUGUAUAGUAUAUCGAUCACCUUGAACACUCAUCUAAGACGCGGGCGUAUACGUGGUGCCGAACAGACGAUGCUUAGCGUUGCUUAGCGUGGGUCGACGAGGCUGGCAGAGUCCAAACAUGCUCUCCCUCGCCUGCUUUAAACAACAAUCACGCCCGGUUAUAUUCCUUCUACUCAGUCCUCUGCACCCCACUCGCAUUCCAGUCAUACCAUCCGAAGCGAAGAGAUCUGAUGGUACCAGGAGGAUAUUCAGAGCAUCAAUGCUGAUUCAGCAACUCCUCGAGACUUCAAGUGGCCUGGCACCUGACUAGGUCCUACCAAAUGUUCUGUCUAUGUGAGAUAAGGCAUUUGAUAUUUAUUAUUACGAUUGCAUCAGCUAGAUGAAGUUUUUCUCCUUCAAUCUGUCACGUAUGCCUUUCUGACU
This is a messenger RNA of Penicillium brasilianum, 1565 nucleotides long. The record is from the annotation of a GenBank genome assembly. NCBI's taxonomy places the organism in Eukaryota, Fungi, Ascomycota, Eurotiomycetes, Eurotiales, Aspergillaceae.